AUGGCCGACGAUGCGCGGGACCCAACUACCUCUACCCCGGAAGUGAGGGAGCCUGGGCAACAGGCAGACCGGAAACCGAAGCAUGAGUUUCCCAAGUCGCAGGUCGGGAAGCUGUGGGAUGCCUUCGGAAACCCCGAAGAGCCCGUGAAUAUGCUGCCUACAGCGACCACCAAGACUGGACAAAAGGCAAAGGAUAUCACGGUCACUGAGGCUAUGAAAACAAUGUCGCUCGAAAAUGCCAUGUCUUUCCACAAAGCGCCAUGUGCGCGUGACUCGCUGCUGCUGGGAAUCGGGGCCGGGUUCGGUGUAGGCGGCGUUAGGGGCGUGGUUGGAGGAUUGCGCUCUAUGUGGACCGCUUGUAACUGGGCAGUAGGUGCUUUCGCUAUCACAGCGCUUGCAGCCCACGAGUUCUGCCAACGGCGUCGCGUGGAGGAAUUGGACGGUAUGAAACAGGCAGUUGAGUUGAUGAAGGCACUCAAGGACAAGAAACAACGUGAGAAGGAACAGAAGAUCGAGGAAGCCGCCCGUUUGGCAGAGGAGGAAAGGAAACGGAAGAGCUGGACCAACCUAUCGAACUACAAAUUUUGGUAG
Aspergillus luchuensis is the source of this 591-nucleotide messenger RNA. RefSeq lists its product as uncharacterized. NCBI's taxonomy places the organism in Eukaryota, Fungi, Ascomycota, Eurotiomycetes, Eurotiales, Aspergillaceae. Gene Ontology annotation, biological process: mitochondrial respiratory chain complex IV assembly. The coding region runs from base 1 to 591 and encodes 196 amino acids. The transcript is spliced from 2 exons. The record is from RefSeq and is a predicted model, not a curated record. Gene Ontology annotation, cellular component: mitochondrial inner membrane; mitochondrion.